CAUGCUCUCCUGCAACCUCUAGACUGACACUGUCGUCGCUACAGAUACCUCCCAGCAAUCAAAUACUCAAUACCAGCAACCGCCUGCAGGGCCAGCACCAUGGCACACCUCGACCCCCUCACCGCGCUCACGACCGACCUCGCGCGCGCGGCGCUCAUACCUGACGUCCUCCCGUCCUCUUUUCACCCCUCUGUCCUCCUCACGAUCACCUACCCGAACAGCCAGGAGGCCCUCCCCGGGAACACCCUCACAGUCGACGCAGCGAGCGAGGAGCCCGAGAUCGUGUUCAUGCCGAUGAGCCUUGGCCCGGAGCAGGCAGACGUCAUCGCACCCGCACCCGCAGGGGGGCUUGGCUCGGACGCGCCGAUGGCGGAGGUCGCGUACACGCUUGCGAUGGUCGACCCAGACGCGCCGAGCAGGGUGGACCCGCAGUUCAGGUGCUUCAGGCAUUGGUUGAUCACUGGCUUGAAAGCGCCCCCACGGACAGCGAGCCGCACAGCGAGUCCGUACGCGCUCAAGACCGAGCCCGCGACGACGCCGUACCGGCCACCAGGACCGCGUCCGGCCAGCGGCAUCCACCGAUACACGUUCCUGCUCUGGCAGGAGCCCUCCACCGCGCAGACGCUGCGCCUACCUGCCGGUGCGCCAGAGUAUGGCGCGGCUCUAGAGGAGAGACGGAGCUGGGACCCCGUCGUGUUCGCGGAGAAGUAUGGGCUGAAGCUUGUGGGCGCGACGUACUUCUUGGUGGAGGCGCCGCCGACUGAGGAGGCUUGAUCAUUGCGAGAGGUGUGUGGAUGAAGCGUGUAGCAUCGCAGUAAGGAUAACAAUGGUCCGUAGUCGACACCAUGUUAUUUCUUCGUAACAGCUGAACAUGCAGCUUCAGUGUUGUCGCCAGGUCGUGGGGCACCAGGUCUCCCUACGUCCCGCGCCCGGACUGUUGGUGCCUGCAUCGUUUACAAGCCUGAACUCCGCCCCCGACUCCCAUAGAAUGAUGCAUAGCGAGGAUUGUUUCGAAAGCUGACUAGCCUAGGUGUAUCGCUUUGACAGGGUUGAGUAUCGCAGCUGUCAUGAUCAGCCAGCGCGUGGUAGAGGGAAAGCGGGCUUGCUGUGGAGCCAAAGCGAGUAUUAGUAGGCUAUGCAGUGUCUGCGCCGCCUUUGCAAUAUUGGGUCUCGAAGUUCUUCAUAGUCUCCGUUGCUG
Fomitopsis serialis is the source of this 1198-nucleotide messenger RNA. RefSeq names its product phosphatidylethanolamine-binding protein. NCBI's taxonomy places the organism in Eukaryota, Fungi, Basidiomycota, Agaricomycetes, Polyporales, Fomitopsidaceae. Bases 100 to 774 code for a protein of 224 amino acids. Gene Ontology annotation, biological process: regulation of Ras protein signal transduction; regulation of proteolysis. The record is from RefSeq and is a predicted model, not a curated record. The transcript is spliced from 3 exons. Gene Ontology annotation, molecular function: phospholipid binding; peptidase inhibitor activity.